Messenger RNA from Cordyceps fumosorosea ARSEF 2679, 729 nucleotides. RefSeq names its product LPS-induced tumor necrosis factor alpha factor. Gene Ontology annotation, molecular function: zinc ion binding. Lineage: Eukaryota; Fungi; Ascomycota; Sordariomycetes; Hypocreales; Cordycipitaceae. The record is from RefSeq and is a predicted model, not a curated record. The transcript is spliced from 2 exons. The coding region runs from base 1 to 729 and encodes 242 amino acids.
AUGAGCAAAGAACAAGCCCACGAGCUCCAAGAGCAGCACCAACAGCCCCAGCUGGCUUCAAAUCAGCCUCAGUUCCAGCAGCCGCAGCCCGACCAGCAGCAGCAAACUGUCCCGACCGAGCCCCAGCCCUCACACAACCACAUCCCCAACCCCGAGACCGCAACCGAACACCAACCCCCUAGCUAUGAGCAAGCUCGAGGCGCUCCGGUCGGCCAGCCGCCCGCAGACAUGGCCCCGGGACAGGCGGCUAGGACGGUGACGCCCUUGAACCAGCUCGGCGACACGCCGCAAUACAUCGACUGCCCGUUCUGCCACCAGCGCACCAAGACUGUCGUGCGCAAGGAAGGCGGCAGCAUGCAGUUUGUUGUUGGUGCUGUUCUCUGCCUCGUCUGCAUCUGCCUGACCUGUCUACCCUGUAUGCUCCACUGGUUCGAGGAUACGGACUGGUUCUGCUCCAAAUGCAAUACCAAGGUUGCGACGCGCAAGAAUGAGGGUGCUAUUGAGGUCUUGGGCCCUCCUCAGCUCGUGUACUCUCAGUAUGGCCACGGAGCGCCGAUGAACGGUCCCCAGCAGCAGCAGCAGCAUCAGCAGCCACAGCCAGCCCCUGGCCAACAAGCACAGCAACCCAUACCGCAACACCAAGAUAGCCUGCAACAGCAGCAGGAGAUCCAACCUCAACCCCCCCACACAACGGCAACGGCACAGCAUCCAGUGGACGUCAAGAACUAA